Euleptes europaea (tarantolino) is the source of this 1050-nucleotide messenger RNA. RefSeq names its product X-C motif chemokine receptor 1 (gene XCR1). The record is from RefSeq and is a predicted model, not a curated record. Bases 1 to 1050 code for a protein of 349 amino acids. NCBI's taxonomy places the organism in Eukaryota, Metazoa, Chordata, Lepidosauria, Squamata, Sphaerodactylidae. Gene Ontology annotation, molecular function: chemokine receptor activity. Gene Ontology annotation, cellular component: membrane. Gene Ontology annotation, biological process: chemotaxis; immune response; G protein-coupled receptor signaling pathway. The transcript has a single exon.
AUGAACAUGAGUGAAUAUCAGGACUAUGACAACUAUGAGAACACGUUCACACCAUCUGAUUUUGACUAUGGCACGCUUUUAACAAAUUGGUGUCAAAUGGAUGACCUCUACAGUUUUAGUGCCAUGUUCACCAGCAUCCUGUACUCUCUGAUUUUUCUUCUCAGUCUGCUAGGAAAUAGCCUCGUCUUAUGGAUCAUAGCGAAAUAUGAAAACCUCACAUCCUUAACAAAUCUCUUCAUCGUUAAUCUUUGCAUCACUGACUUGGCUUUCUCUUGCACGCUGCCCUUCUGGAUUGUCUACUACUACUAUGGAUGGAUUCUUGGUGCUUUUCUCUGCAAGGCCGUCAGUGCCAUCUUCUCUAUCAGCUACUACUGCGGCGUUAUCUUUCUUACCAUAAUGACAAUCUUCCGAUACCUGUCCGUGGUAGAUCCCUUGUCAACUUUGAGAUCACAAACAAAAAAGCGUGGCGUUCUGGUGAGCUUGGCCAUUUGGACCAUCAGCGUGUUGGUCGUGAUUCCUGAAAUCCUUUUUACUGAAGUUGUAAUCAACCAUAAUGGCCAACAGCAGUGUGAGUACAUAAAUUCCACCUGGAAGUUUGUAGAGCUGUGUCAGCAAAUUGCUUUCUUUCUGUGCUCGUUUUCUACCAUUUCAAUUUGUUACAUCCGGAUGCUUAAGAUCUUGCUUGGGUCGAGGUCUCAAAAGAGGUACAGGACUGUGAGACUCAUAUUUGCCAUUGUGCUUGUCUUUUUCCUCAGCUGGGCACCAUACAAUGUGCUUGGUUUCCUGUUUUUUUCAUCAUCCACUCUUAUGAUCAAACUAGACUGUGAAUCCCGCAAGCAAGUUUUCUUCGCUUUUGACGUCAGCCGCAAAAUUGCCUUCUGCCACUGCUGUUUCAACCCAGUGCUCUAUGUCUUGGUUGGGGUGAAAUUCAGAAGGCACCUAAAACUCUUGUGCAAGAAGUACUGUUCUCACCACAGCAGGAUCGAACCCUCCAGUCCAAGGGCUCAUUCUUUUCACGCAGGCCCAUAUGAGGAUGCAUCCAUGUACUGA